This is a messenger RNA of Camellia sinensis, 1650 nucleotides long. The record is from RefSeq and is a predicted model, not a curated record. Lineage: Eukaryota; Viridiplantae; Streptophyta; Magnoliopsida; Ericales; Theaceae.
AUGUUUAAACGUAAAGUAGAAGAGCUGUUCCCAGACUUGGACUUCAGUAAUGUUAGAAUAGACGAAGACGAUGUGGCCCAGACCCCCUUAGAUGAAGGGGUUGACGAAGAAGACCUUGCCUUGAGCGAUUUAUUUGAUAAUCUUUUACUCAUAGAUCCUCCAAGUGAAGAAACAUUUUUUGUUAAUCCUAAUGUUGAGCCUGAAUCAUCUUCUAUUGACCCCUCUACCCAACCUAUUACUCCCCCUCCUAGACCACCCUUGGCCAAAAGUAGUAGUGUUGGGAGAGCACAAUCAAAGGCCUGGGAUCAUUUUGAAAAGAUUAAGGGUAUUGAUGGGAAAGAUAGGGCUAUGUGCAAGUAUUGUAAGAAAGAAUAUAUGGCAAGCUCUAAGAGUCAUGAAACAAGUAAUUUAUUGACUCAUUUGAAAAAUUGUACAAAGUACCCAUAUAGGGAUACUCAAGGGCAACAAACAUUGGGAUUUAAACCAAGACAAGUUGAUGGGGAGGGUGAUGUUGAUGUUGUGGCUACAUCAUUUUCUAUAGAAGUUAGUAGGAGGUAUCUUGCCGAGAUGAUAGUAAUUGAUGAAUUGCCUUUUAAAUUUGUGGAUGGGGUUGGUUUUAAAAGGUUUUGUAAUGUCAUGCAACCCAAGUUCAAGAUUCCAUCUCGACAUACCGUAGCUAGGGACAUUGUAGACCUAUACACUAAUGAAAAAGAGAGGUUGAAGAAACUUAAGUUACAAAAGAGGAUCAUUAAUUUUUGGCAAGUUGAAGACCACAAAGGAGAAACUCUUGGGAAAAAAAUUGAGGCACUCUUAAAAGAGUGGGACAUUGAUGGGCUUUUUACCUUAACUGUUGACAAUGCGAGUUCUAAUAAUCUAACCAUUAGAUUCUUGAAACGAACUACAAAACUGUGGAAGGGAACUGUUUUGGGUCAUGAGUUUUUACAUAUGCGUUGUUGUGCGCAUAUUCUAAAUCUCAUUGUUAGUGAUGGAUUGAAGGAUCUUGAGUCUUGUAUAGCGAAUGUGAGGCAUGCAGUGAGAUAUGUGAGGUCUUCUCCAAACCGUCUUGACACUUUUAAAAAGUAUGUGGAAAGUUUGAAAAUUGAGAGUAAGAGUCUCUUGUGCUUAGAUGUGCCAACACGGUGGAAUUCCACAUACCUUAUGUUGGAGGCGGCGGAAAAAUUUGAGAGUGCGUUUCAAAGAAUGGGUGAGGAGGACUACAAUUAUAAACACUAUUUUUUGGAUAAUGAAGGGGUGGAGAGGAGAGAGAUGCCUACAGCUGAGGAUUGGGAUAAUUGUAGGGUGUUUUUGAAAUUUCUUAAAAUGUUUUACAAUGCAACAAAGAGAUUUUCUGGGUCUUUAUUUGUUACUUCAAAUACAUUCUACGCGGAAUUUUUUGUCAUUGAAAACAUGAUUGGACAAUUAAUCAAAGACAAUGAUCCUAUUUUGUCUUCAAUGGAAGAGAAAAUGAAAAAGAAGUUUGACAAGUAUUGGGGAAAUAGGGAUAAAAUCAAUCUUCUUUUGUAUGUUGUGGUUGUGCUUGAUCCUAGAAGGAAAAUGACAUAUUUGCAAUUUUGUUUUUCAACAAUUUUUGGUGGGGAUGUGGUGAAAGUGAAAGAAAUGUUAGACAAGGUGAAACAUUGUUUGACUUAA